Molecule: messenger RNA, 787 nt
Organism: Ctenopharyngodon idella (grass carp)
Lineage: Eukaryota; Metazoa; Chordata; Actinopteri; Cypriniformes; Xenocyprididae
Gene: saa
Product: serum amyloid A
Exons: 4
Coding region: 166-549 (127 amino acids)
Cellular component (GO): extracellular region
Source: RefSeq, a predicted model, not a curated record
CUUUCCCAGAAAUAGAGGCAAAAUAUUUUCAGAUUUUCCUAACGCAAUCUGUCAAAUCACAGUUGGGAAAAUCCAAGUCCAGCCCAAUCCGAGGCUUAUAAAAUGGUUCAAACUGGAUGAAGACCUGAUGGGACUGACCUGAGCAAACCAGAGAGUUCUGUGAUCAUGAAGCUUAUUCUUGCUGUGCUGGUGCUGGGUUUGGUGGUCGAGGCUCAGGCGCAGUGGUACCGCUUCCCAGGAGAAGCCAUCCAAGGUGGAAAGGACAUGUUGCGCGCCUACAACGAUAUGAGGGAUGCCAACUGGCAAUACUCCGACAAGUAUUUUCAUGCCCGUGGGAAUUAUGAUGCUGCCAGACGGGGACCGGGAGGCAGGUGGGCUGCCAAAGUGAUCAGAACUUCUGAUGCGUGCAGUGAUGGAAGAGAGGCUCUGCAGGGUCUCACUCGCCACGGCAACUCUGAUUCUGCAGCUGACCAGGAGGCCAAUCGCUGGGGGCGCAACGGCGGAGACCCCAACCGCUACAGACCCAGAGGCCUUCCUGAAAAGUACUGAACACAGAAAAUGUCUGAAAUCAGCAGUGCCUCCAGGAUCUCAACAAUUGCUUGAUUAAAUUUUGCAGAACAAAUGUAAAACCAUCACUCUCUUCCACUCUCUUUUUACAUCUUGACAAUUAUCAUUAAUUAAAUAUGCAUUUAUGACAAUACAAACGUAGUCUUUAAUGUCACAUUGAUUUGAGCACCAUUUAGUCUAUGUAACAUUUUAGUUUCUGAUUAAAAGAGCAACUUACUCA